CUCGCUCUCUCCCUCUCUUUACUCUCCACACACGCUCACCCCCAACUCUACCACAAACUCCCUUACUCUCUCAACAUGAGCCAGGGCAAGAAGGAAGCCAGCUCGGUUCCCGAGGGCUACCAGGUCGAGCCGCGUCUCGACUACCGCACGGUGACCGAGGUCAAUGGUCCGCUGGUGAUUCUCGACAAUGUCAAGUUUCCCAAAUAUGCGGAGAUUGUCAACGUGACGUUGGCAGACGGGACGGUCCGGCGCGGCAAGGUGCUCGAGGUGUCGGGCGGACGUGCUGUUGUGCAGGUGUUUGAAGGCACGACCGGCAUUGAUGCGCGGCACUCGCGGGUCGAGUUUACCGGUGACGUGCUGCGGAUGCCUGUCUCGCGCGACAUGCUCGGGCGGACGUUCAACGGGUCGGGCAAGCCUAUCGAUGGCGGCGCGCCGAUUCUGGCCGAGGCCUUCCUCGACGUUGAGGGCCAGGCGGUGAACCCUGCAACGCGGACGUACCCGGAGGAGAUGAUCGAGACGGGCAUUUCGACGAUCGACGUGAUGAACUCGAUUGCGCGCGGGCAGAAGAUUCCGCUCUUCUCUGCCGCCGGACUCCCGCACAACGCCAUUGCCGCGCAGGUGUGCCGGCAGGCAGACCUUGUCGACAAGGAGGCCGGCUCUGAGUUUGCGGUGGUGUUUGCGGCGAUGGGUGUGAACCAGGAAGUUGCUCGGUUCUUCCAGCAGGACUUUGAGACGUCGGGCGCAUCGGAGCGUGUCUGCCUCUUCCUCAACCUCGCUUCGGACCCGACGAUCGAGCGCAUCGUGACGCCGCGGCUGGCGCUGACGACGGCCGAGUUUCUGGCCUUCGAGUGCGGCAUGCACGUGCUGGUCAUCAUGACCGACCUCACCUCGUACGCCGACGCGCUGCGCGAGGUCUCGUCGGCCCGUGAAGAGGUGCCCGGCCGCCGUGGCUACCCGGGUUACAUGUACUCGGACCUGGCGUCGCUGCUUGAGCGCGCCGGCCGUGUCGACGGCCGCCCGGGCUCCAUCACCCAGCUGCCCAUCCUCACCAUGCCCAACGACGACAUCACCCACCCGGUCCCGGAUCUCACCGGCUUUAUUACCGAGGGACAGGUCUUUGUCGAUCGCGCGCUCUACCGCCGCGAGCUCUACCCGCCCAUCGGUGUUCUGCCCUCGCUCUCGCGGCUGAUGAAGUCGGCCAUCGGCGAGGGCAUGACUCGCGACGACCACUCGGAAGUCUCCAACCAGCUCUACGCCGCCGUCGCCAUCGGCAACGACGUCGAGGCCAUGAAGGCCGUCGUCGGUGACGACGCCCUCACCCCCGAAGACAUGCUCUACCUGGCCUUCAAGGACCAGUUUGAGAACAAGUUUGUCUCGCAGGGCCCUUACGAGUCGCGCACCAUCGAGCAGUCGCUUGACCUCGCCUGGUCGCUCCUCCGCCAGUUCCCGGCAAAGAUGCUCAAGCGCAUCAAGGCCUCCACCAAGGACAAGUACUACAACCGCCGCUCCGCCGCGGGUGUCGGUGCUGGCCCCAAGUGA
Thecamonas trahens ATCC 50062 is the source of this 1539-nucleotide messenger RNA. RefSeq names its product V-type proton ATPase subunit B 1. Lineage: Eukaryota; Apusomonadida; Apusomonadidae. Gene Ontology annotation, molecular function: proton-transporting ATPase activity, rotational mechanism; ATP binding. Gene Ontology annotation, biological process: ATP metabolic process; proton transmembrane transport. The coding region runs from base 76 to 1539 and encodes 487 amino acids. The record is from RefSeq and is a predicted model, not a curated record. The transcript has 3 exons. Gene Ontology annotation, cellular component: proton-transporting V-type ATPase, V1 domain.